Drosophila kikkawai is the source of this 1011-nucleotide messenger RNA. RefSeq names its product Phosphoglycerate mutase 5-2 (gene Pgam5-2). The record is from RefSeq and is a predicted model, not a curated record. Gene Ontology annotation, molecular function: protein serine/threonine phosphatase activity. Gene Ontology annotation, biological process: peptidyl-threonine dephosphorylation; positive regulation of mitochondrial fission. Gene Ontology annotation, cellular component: mitochondrion. Lineage: Eukaryota; Metazoa; Arthropoda; Insecta; Diptera; Drosophilidae.
CUAAAUCUGUAGGCUUUUCAGGGGAAUUAGCUUUGACACUGGCUCCACUUUGACGCACAAAUAGUCCUGCCCGAUGAGAUUGGAGGUCCUGGGACGCUCGGUGGUAGCUAUGAGCUGCGGCUCCCUGGUCACCUACCUGGCCAUCCGUCUGCUCGAAGGCGAACAGGCGGCAGUUCAGGAUGGAGAGCAGGCGAGGAGCCUGGUGGGCAGUGGUGCCUGGCUCCACCAUUGGGAUCGCCAGAAGCCCACUCCGCAGCAAUUGGCCAGCCCCCUUAAUAAUGAGUCCUCCGCCCUGCGCCACAUUAUCCUGGUGCGGCAUGGCGAGUACUCUAGGACCUUGUACGGCAGUCACCUUACAGACCUAGGACGCCUGCAGGCGCAAAGAACGGGCCAGAGACUGCGGGAAAUGGGCGUGACCUGGGAUCAAGUUGUGACCUCCACAAUGCCACGAGCCGAAGAAACGGCAACGAUCAUCCUGAAGGAGCUGGACAUCGAUUCGCAGAAGAUGAAGCACUGCUCGCUGCUGCCUGAGGGAACCCCCUAUCCGGCGGAUCCGCCGCCCAAUGGCAGUUGGCGCCGCGUGAAGCUCUCCUACCAGCGUGAUGGUCCCCGGAUCGAGGCCGCCUUUCAGCGGUACUUCUUCCGGGCCACUCCCGAACAAGAGCACGAUUCCUAUUUACUAGUUGUGGGCCAUUCGAAUGUGAUCCGCUAUCUGAUCCUGAGGGCCCUCCAACUGCCGCCCGUUGCCUGGACGCGUCUCAAUCUAAACCAUGGCUCCAUUACCUGGCUGACGGUGCAUCCAACGGGCUACGUGACCCUUCGCUGCCUGGGCGACACAGGCUUCAUGCCCGUGACCCAGGUGACCCACCGAAGGCCGCUCUCGGCGGCAAAAUCGGAUAGUAGUAACUAGUAACUAGCCCAUGAUUAAAGCACUGCUCUGCGGAAUACGUCAUUUUGCAUCAGGCGAAGUGGAAACGUGACUUCCUGUGCAAUUUUGUCGCAACUGAAAAA